CUUCCCCUCACCGCACUCUCAAGCGCACUAAAAAUCCAAGUAAUGCAGGGAGAUAUAAAUGCUGCUGUCCGAAAAUCUGCGUCGUAAAAGCACCAGCACAAAUUGUCAAAGAUUGGAUGUCGACAAACUCCAGUGUCGACAAACUCCAGCGUCGACAAACUCCAGCGUCGACAAACUCCAGCGUCGACAAACUCCAGCGUCGACAAACUCCAGCGUCGACAAACUCCAGCGUCGACAAACUCCAGCGUCGACAAACUCCAGCGUCGACAUCUUCCAGCACUCUAAGCAGCAACCAUACUUUAGAGGUAAACCUAAGUAAUUUACGACGUUGUGUUCAACAGCCAGAUUGUACAGAGUUAAAAGGUUGGGAGCGCCCAGUGCAGGAUUUAGCAUUCAAUCUGCAACACGAGAAGAUGGAUAGAAAGACAGCAAGCAGUAAGUCACUUAGUAAUUAUCUUUUGUCUGCAAUCAUGAGUUGUUUUUUUUAUAUGUAGUAGAGUGAGUGUUGUCAAUGAGUUACAGGGUAUUAAAUAUGUCUAUAUAGUCAAGGCUAAGAAAGUAAAGUCAGAGA
Molecule: messenger RNA, 571 nt
Organism: Fusarium redolens
Lineage: Eukaryota; Fungi; Ascomycota; Sordariomycetes; Hypocreales; Nectriaceae
Exons: 2
Coding region: 117-494 (125 amino acids)
Source: RefSeq, a predicted model, not a curated record